This is a messenger RNA of Auanema sp. JU1783, 546 nucleotides long. NCBI's taxonomy places the organism in Eukaryota, Metazoa, Nematoda, Chromadorea, Rhabditida, Rhabditidae. The record is from the annotation of a GenBank genome assembly.
AUGCGUGAGUUCAAAGUUGUUGUAUUGGGAAGUGGCGGAGUUGGUAAAAGUGCCCUGACAGUUCAGUUCGUUAGUCAAACUUUCAUUGAAAAAUAUGAUCCAACCAUAGAGGAUUUCUAUAGGAAAGAAAUUGAGGUUGAUGGACAGCCUUGUGUUUUGGAAAUUUUGGAUACAGCAGGAACAGAGCAAUUCUCGUCUAUGAGAGAUUUAUACAUUAAAAAUGGCCAGGGUUUCGUUGUUGUUUAUUCAAUUACAAGUCAGCAGACUUUCCAUGACAUUAAAACUAUGAGAGAACAAAUAGUCAGAGUAAAGGGUACUGAGCAGGUUCCUAUCCUAUUGGUCGGUAAUAAAUGUGAUUUAGCCCAUCAGAGGCAAGUAAGACAAGAAGAAGGCUUAGCAUUAGCCGAAUUCUGGAACUGCCCUUUCACGGAAUGCUCAGCAAAAAAUCAUCAGAAUGUCAAUGUGACGUUUGCUGAGAUUGUGCGAGAAAUGAAUUAUAUCCAAAAUAAAGCUAGAGAAAGUAAAGGAUGUUGCAGUCUGAUGUAA